CCUAGCGACGGCCAACCGUCGUGAGCUGCGCCAGGUGGGUGGGGAGGGGGAGGAAGAGGGUCCCGAGGCUUCCCCCUCAGACGAGAGCGGGGCUCGCCCGGCCGACCUUCCUCGGCCUUCCUCUCUCGCGCCUCCUCCUCCUCUUCCUCCCCCUCCGGCCGCGAUGGCGUCCACUUUGGCCGACGUGAGCUGGAAAAUGCUGGAGCUGAGGGCCCGCGCCAAGCGCUCAGUUUAGCCUGAGACGUUUGUGAUAAGCUGCAGCAGCUUGAAAUGGCCAGUUUGGAUGCUGACAGAGCCACCUCUGCUCGUGCUUUCUCAUGGUUUGGCUCUGUGUAUGAACCCCUCAAGAGCAUUAAUCUCCCGAGAGAUGGAGAGAGCCUGUGGAAUAAGUUGGAUCAUUACUACCGAAUAAUCAAGUCAACCGUGUUGCUUUUCCAAAGCCCAACCACUGGACUCUUUCCCACACAAACAUGUGGUGACAAACAGAGGGCAAAAGUACAUGACAGUCUUUACUGUGCUGCAUGCGCGUGGGCACUGGCGCUUGCCUACAGGCGUAUUGAUGAUGACAAGGGAAGAACCCAUGAGCUGGAGCAUUCUGCCAUAAAAUGUAUGCGAGGAAUUCUCUACUGCUACAUGCGCCAGGCUGAUAAGGUUCAACAGUAUAAGCAAGAUCCUAAGCCAUCCAAAUGCCUGCAUUCUGUGUUCGGUGCCCACACUGGUGAUGAGGUCUUUUCUCACAAGGAAUACGGACACCUUCAGAUAAAUGCCGUGUCGCUCUUCCUCCUCUACCUGGUGGAAAUGAUAUCAUCUGGUCUUCAGAUUAUCUAUAAUACAGAUGAGGUGGCCUUCAUACAGAAUCUUGUGUUUUGUGUUGAAAGAGCUUACCGUGUACCAGACUUUGGCGUGUGGGAAAGAGGAAGCAAAUACAACAAUGGUAGCACUGAACUGCAUUCAAGCUCCGUUGGAUUAGCAAAAGCAGCCCUCGAAGCAAUUAACGGAUUCAACCUCUUCGGCAAUCAGGGUUGCUCAUGGUCUGUCAUAUUUGUAGACCUCGAUGCCCACAACCGGAACAGACAAACCCUUUAUUCAUUGCUUCCUCGAGAAUCACGGUCUCAUAAUACUGAUGCUGCUCUGCUGCCCUGCAUUAGCUACCCUGCCUUUGCUGUGGAUGAUGAGGCCUUGUACAGCCAAACCAUUGACAAGGUAGUUAGGAAGCUACAAGGCAAAUAUGGGUUCAAGCGAUUUCUCAGAGAUGGCUAUAGAACUGCACUGGAGGACAAAAAUCGGCAGUACUACAAGCCGGCAGAAAUUAAGCUCUUUGAUGGGAUUGAGUGCGAGUUUCCGCUCUUUUUCAUUUUCAUGAUGAUAGAUGGAGUCUUCAGAGGUAACACUGAACAAGUUAAGGAAUAUCAGGAGCUUCUGGAGCCGAUACUGCAGCAGACCGCCGAAGGCUAUCCUGUAGUGCCCAAGUAUUAUUACGUGCCGGCUGACUUUGUGGAGCUGGAGAAGAAAAACCCGGGCAGUCAGAAACGAUUUCCUAGCAACCAUGGGCGAGACGGAAAGUUUUUUCUGUGGGGGCAAUCCCUUUACAUCAUUGCAAAACUGCUUGUGGAUGGUUUAGUAAGCAUCAAAGACAUCGAUCCGGUGAAGCGCUUCAUACCUCCUCAGGAUCAGCGGAAUGUGAGCAUGAGAUACUCAAAUCAGGGUCCUCUGGAAAAUGACCUGGUGGUACAAGUUGCACUGAUCGCUGAAAGCCAACGCCUACAGGUUUUCCUGAACACAUACGGAAUUCAAACACAGACUCCCCAGCAGGUGGAACCCAUCCAGAUAUGGGCACAGCAUGAGCUUGUGAAAGCCUACUUCCACCUGGGGAUUAAUGAGAAACUGGGCCUCUCGGGAAGACCCGAUCGUCCAAUUGGCUGCCUUGGAUCAUCAAAGAUUUAUCGAAUACUGGGCAAAACGGUUGUUUGCUAUCCAAUCAUCUUUGAUCUGAGUGAUUUCUACAUGUCCCAAGAUGUUAUGAUGCUGAUUGAUGACAUUAAGAAUGCUUUGCAGUUCAUUAAGCAGUAUUGGAAAAUGCACGGCCGGCCGGUGUUCCUUGUGCUCAUCCGGGAGGACAAUAUCAGGGGAAGCCGAUUCAAUCCAAUACUAGACAUGCUUGCCAGCUUCAAGAAGGGGGUUGUCGGUGGAGUGAAGGUUCAUGUGGACAGGCUGCAGACAUUAAUUUCUGGAGCAGUGGUUGAACAACUGGAUUUCUUAAGAAUCAGUGAUACAGAGGAACCUCCAGAAUUUAGGAGUUUAGAGGAGCUGGAACUUCCGAAACAUUCAAAAGUCAAGAGACAAACCAGCACACCCAACGUGACUGAAUUGGAACAGCAGCCAGAUAUCACCGCUAGCGAUUGGAAAAACAAGCCGACUUACGAUAUUCUUCAGAAGUUGAAUGACUGCAACUGCCUAGCAAGCCAAGCCAUUCUGCUGAACAUUUUGCUCAAAAGGGAAGGCCCGAAUUUCAUCACCAAGGAAGGUACAGUGUCUGACCAUAUUGAAAGAAUCUAUCAGAAAGCUGGCAGCAAAAAGCUCUGGUCUGUUGUGCGCUUCGCAGCAAGUCUCUUAUGUAAAGUAGUGGACAGCCUUGCGCCAUCUAUUACUAAUGUUUUAGUUCAGGGCAAACAGGUGACUCUUGGGGCAUUUGGCCAGGAAGAAGAAAUCAUAUCGAAUCCCUUGUCUCCAGGCGCAAUUAAGAACAUCAUCUACCACAAGUGUAAUUUGCAGGAUGAGAGGGAGGCUGUUCUUCAGCAGGAACUUGUCAUUCAUAUUGGCUGGAUUAUCUCCAACUCACCAGAAUUAUUUAACGGCAUGCUGAAGAUACGAGUGGGGUCAGUAGACAAGGUUCUUUUUUACUCAGUUGCAAGGAGAUUGGAGGGACCGGUUGCUUUUUUUCAGCCUCAGCAGUCAGGAAGAUGCUGGUUGAACCGACGUCAGAUUGACGGGGCCCUGAACCGAACUCCCAGUGGGUUCUAUGACAGGGUGUGGCAGAUUUUGGAGAGGACUCCCAAUGGUCUGAUAGUUGCUGGGAAGUUUUUGCCACAGCAACCCACCUUAUCGGACAUGACUAUGUAUGAAAUGAACUUUUCCCUUCUUGUGGAGGACAUGUUAAAGAAUAUUGAUCAGCCUGAAUACAGGCAAAUAAUUGUGGAGUUGUUGAUGGUUGUCUCCAUCAUUCUGGAAAGAAACCCCGAAUUGGAGUUUCUGGAUAAAGUGGAUUUGGACAGAUUAGUGAAAGAUGCCUUUGAUGCUUUCCAGAAGGACCAGAGCCGACUCAAGGGCACUGAGAAACAGGAUGACAUGACUUCCUUCUAUAACACUCCUCCGCUGGGAAAACGAGGAACGUGCAGCUACUUAACAAAAGCCGUGAUGAAUUUAUUGCUGGAAGGCGAAGUCAAGCCCAGCACGGAUGACCCCUGUUCUGUUAGUUAAAUCAAGUGCAGCCGGUGGAUAACAAGGUGGUGGUUAGAGUUUGUCACUGCUUAGCCUGUAACGUUUAGUUGUAAAUGGAAGGCGACCGUUUGGAUGGCAUCACAUCAAUUAACACUGUGGCAAACUCAGAUACUUAGGAAAGCAAACCUGACUACAGCUGAAAUAUCAUUUCUACUCAAAGGUUCCCUUCACGCCAUACAUCUCCAGUGGUGAUCUGCAUUUUUCACUAAAAUGCUGCAGUCGCCCCUUGGUUCAGCGAACGCAUGAAAUCGCUCCUGUUGAUUGAGAAUGCAGAUAGUUUAGAAAAAUUAACGGGGUCUGUAUUUAUAGUUUAUGCCUUGCUGGUGAAUGAUUGCAGGGAUACAUUUAUUUAUGUCGUAGAGAAUCAAUAUGUACUGGAAUGUUUGUGACGUCUCCCCCCCACACACACCCUUUAUUUUGUAUUGUAAUUCAUUAUUGAAAAGGCUUAUUAUGAAAGCUGAAUCAAGCACAGGCAUAAAUAUUUUAAAAAAAUUAAUGAGGCCCCUGGUUGAAGGUGAAUUAUUUGUUAACUUCCGCAAGAUAACUAGCUUUGGGUUUGAUUGCUCCAACCAAGCUUAAGGGUAAAAUAAAAGCUGUUGCGCUAAAUACAUGCUUUAGAA
Messenger RNA from Pogona vitticeps (central bearded dragon), 4118 nucleotides. NCBI's taxonomy places the organism in Eukaryota, Metazoa, Chordata, Lepidosauria, Squamata, Agamidae. The record is from RefSeq and is a predicted model, not a curated record.